AUGAGUACCGCUACUUCUCCUACUGCCCCACGCACCCUCUACAUCACACUUCAGUAUCUUCGCCGUGAUGCUAGCGGAAACAAAUAUCAUUGGGGCCUCUAUGCCACAAGUGAUACCCCACCCAGGGGCACAUUGUUCCACGCAACCGAUGCUGGCAGGCAACCUUUAGACCUCUACUAUGAAGAGAGAAAAGUUGAAAACCCAACGAAGUCUAAAUCGAUGACCGUUUGCGUCAAGAUAGGAGAUGUAUCCUCCACAACUGCAAUUCACAGAUGUGUUAGUACGGUUCCUUUGAUGAGUAGAAGUCGGAUACCUGCGGGCGAACGCCAGUGGACAUGUCGUGUAUAUGUCAAGGAAGCCCUCAAUGCUCUACACAACGCACAGUUGCUGAGCCUACCAGCAAGCGUAGGCUCCAUUGAACGUGCUUGUCUUGCAGUUGCAGAUGCAUACUUACCGUAUCGGCUUAGUCGUGAGCGACCCGGCGUUUAUAAUGACUUCUCAUGGUUGAGGAGGGGCAGCACAAGCCGAACAAUUCCAAUGGAAGUCGAUCCGACCCUAUAUUAUCCAUCUGAAAUGGAAGUCGACUCAAGUGGGCGCUAUAGAUCGACUCGAUCGUAUGGAUCGCUCAUGGACGUCGAUUCAAGUGGACGCUAUGCAUCUUCUCAGUCAUAUGGAUUUUAG
Mollisia scopiformis is the source of this 681-nucleotide messenger RNA. RefSeq lists its product as uncharacterized. Bases 1 to 681 code for a protein of 226 amino acids. Lineage: Eukaryota; Fungi; Ascomycota; Leotiomycetes; Helotiales; Mollisiaceae. The transcript has 3 exons. The record is from RefSeq and is a predicted model, not a curated record.